This is a messenger RNA of Thlaspi arvense, 984 nucleotides long. The record is from the annotation of a GenBank genome assembly. Lineage: Eukaryota; Viridiplantae; Streptophyta; Magnoliopsida; Brassicales; Brassicaceae.
AUGGAUCGGAAAGAGCUUCCCUCCGGCUUAAGAGACGACAAGAUAACCGAAGAAACCAAGAGCUUGAUCUCUUCGCUUCCUUCACACACAGAAUCACAAGGGCAUAAGAUCUGUAAGUAUCAAGGAUGUUGGUAUUACUACAACGCUCUCCAAGGCGUUCUUAAUUUCCAGAGAGGUUUUCAACCGCGAGACACCGACAUAAUCCUUGCUUCUUACCCCAAAUCAGGCACUACAUGGCUCAAGGCUCUCACAGUUGCCCUCCUCGAAAGAUCAAAGAACCAUUCUUCUGAUGAUCAACAUCCCCUACUAUCUGAUAAUCCUCAUGAAAUCGUACCAUUCUUGGAGAUCAAUCUUUAUGUCGAAAGUUCAAGUCCUGUCCUUGCCAAGUUCUCAUCAGUUCCGAGGCUGUUCUCGACUCACAUGCCACUGCACGCAAUGCAAGAGACCCUCAAGGACUCUCCAUGCAAGAUUGUGUACGUGUGCAGAAACGUGAAGGACACAUUGGUCUCGUGGUGGUUUUUCAGGUGCGCUAUUCAUAAAAUAGAACCAGAUAGAAGCAUUCUCGAGUCUAUGUUCAAAUCGUUCUGCAACGGAACUAUCUAUUAUGGACCUUUUUGGGACCACCUCUUGAGCUACUGGAGAGGAAGCUUAGAAGACCCCAAGCAUGUUCUUUUCAUGAGAUAUGAGGAGUUGAAAGCUGAGCCUCGUGAUCAGAUCAAGAGACUUGCGGAUUUCUUGGGUUGUCCUUUUACUAAGGAAGAAGAGGAGAAUGGAUUGGUGCAAAAGAUCUUAGACCUUUGCUCUCUGCGUAACUUAAGCGGUUUGGAGGUUAACAAAACUGGGAAAAGAAACAAUUUGGAUCACAAAUACUAUUUCCGUAAAGGGGAAGUUGGUGACUGGAAGAACCAUCUUACUCCCGAAAUAGAGAACAAGCUAGACAUGAUCAUCAAAGAGAAACUCAAAGGUUCUGGUUUGAAAUUCUAG